AUGUUGUGUGUUAAUGUAUUGUUUUUUAUCUUCUUAAUCCGUUUUUCUAAAGGAGAACUCGAGGACAUUUGUCAUGAAAACAAUGAAAUAGAAAGCAGUGAUUUAUCAAUUCUAAUAUCACCUUUGAUGUCAUCGGAGAUGAUACGAGAAAUUAGUAUCUAUUGGAAAAAUUCGCAUCUUAAAAAUGGUGAUGUAUUUAAACUAUAUAAAGGCGAUCCGAAUACAACAGAAGCUCAGGUGAUCUACACAUUCAAACCAGAUGCAAUUCACGGCUACAAAAAAACUGGAAUGAGCAGUGAUUUUAUUUCUACCUCACAAUUAUCAUUUAGAGACGAGUGCUUGAAGUAUUACGUAUCGUGGGUACGGAAUGACACAAUAAAAAAGACGAGUUGUUUAUCAACACAUCCAAAUUGGAUGGCUAAAAGGAAAAAAACUUUAGGGCAUUUAAAAAUGCGUGAAGUUUUUAUUCCCGGGACUCAUGAUUCCGCAGCUUAUAAUAAAUUUCAAAAUUUUAGAACAGAGUUGAUCAUUGAUAAGUAUACAAUAACUCAAGAUGAAGAUGUAUUGGCUCAAUUAAUUUACGGAGCACGUUAUUUAGACAUCCGUGUUGGCCGUUAUCCAAAUUCAGAUGAAAUUUUUUGGGGUAAUCAUGGACCAAUUCGCAUCGUACCACUUCGAGAUGUUAUAAGAGAUGUUAAAUUAUUUUUGGACAAUACUAAUGAAAUUGUUAUUUUCGACAUUCAAGAAUUUCCAGUCGGAUUCAAAUCAUUGGCAGCUCACUAUCAACUAACAGAUUAUCUACUCGAGCAAUUCGACGGCUACUAUCUGGAUAGACCAGUCAAUGUUUGGGGAACAAGCCUCGAGGAUAUUUGGUCAACAGGUAAAAGACUUAUCAUCAGUUAUGAUUACUCAAAUAUCGUCGCUUCAAGAUCAAGUGUUUGGCCGCAAGUCGAACAACAGUGGGGUAAUGUCAGAACUGUAAAUGCUCUUUAUAGGCACUUGAAUAAAAUAGAAACUCAAGCCGCUGAUGAAUCGUACCAUUUUAAUCGGUUAUCGCAACCACGAGCGGCAAUGGCUCAACUGACACCGACAACUAUGGAUGUAAUAUUUAAUCGAUUAGGCGGUCUUAGAAAAAUGGCUGAGAAUGUUGAUAUUAAUAUCACCGAGUGGUACAGCGAUGAAUGGCAGCAUACUGCAAAUAUUGUUGCGGUUGACUUUAUAAAAGCUACUGGAAUUGUUGAAACUGCUAUUAAAUGGAACGAUAAGCGUGCCAGUGGUUGUUAA
This is a messenger RNA of Cotesia congregata, 1284 nucleotides long. NCBI's taxonomy places the organism in Eukaryota, Metazoa, Arthropoda, Insecta, Hymenoptera, Braconidae. The record is from the annotation of a GenBank genome assembly.